Molecule: messenger RNA, 1989 nt
Organism: Chenopodium quinoa (quinoa)
Lineage: Eukaryota; Viridiplantae; Streptophyta; Magnoliopsida; Caryophyllales; Amaranthaceae
Product: aspartic proteinase CDR1-like
Exons: 1
Coding region: 57-1385 (442 amino acids)
Biological process (GO): proteolysis
Cellular component (GO): extracellular region
Molecular function (GO): aspartic-type endopeptidase activity
Source: RefSeq, a predicted model, not a curated record
AACCAAAACAUAUAUCUUUUAUUAGCCAUUGGCACAAAUUUUUGUUAGCAAACAACAUGCAUGCUUAUACUUUGCCAAAUAUCAUCCUAGCUCUUUUGCUAGCAUUCUCCUCUUUCUUAGAAUCCCCUAAUUCGAUCUCAGUUGAGGCUCGAAAACUAUCUACUUCUGAUGGUGUCUUUAAGGUCGAACUUAUCCAUCGCAAUUCACCACUUUCACCUUACUACAAGAGAGAACUCCAAGGCUUUGAAAGUGAUAACAAAAGCGAUGCAACAUCGUAUGCUUUAAAAGGUAAUAAUGGUGGACAAUACUUCAUGAAAAUUGCCCUUGGUACCCCAAAAGUCGAAUUUUUAGCCGUGGCAGACACGGGAAGUGACCUUAUUUGGGUCCAAUGUGCACCUUGUAAGACCUGCUUCUCGCAAAAAUCUCCACUCUUCGACCCAACAAAAUCUUCAACCUAUCAUACAAUCCCUUGCACUUCUCCGAAUUGCACCCCUCCAGAUCUUACUACUAGUUGUUCUCCGUAUAAUACUUCAAAUAAUAACAAUAACAAUAACAACAAGUCAUCAAAGUCGUGUUUUUAUCAGAGUAUUUACGGUGAUACAAGACAAAGUAGUGGCAUCCUAGCCACGGAAACCAUUAGCUUACCAACCCCUCAUCCUACCUCUAUUAGCCUUUCUUCCGGCAUUUUCGGUUGUGGCACGGACCAACAAGGCCCAUACAACAGCCCACUAGAGGGGUUUGUUGGGCUAGGAGCGGGCCCAUCUUCCUUAGUCUCCCAACUCGGCCCAAAAAUCAACUACAAGUUCUCCUACUGCUUGGCUCCCUUGACUUCCGGGGUCUCAAGCAAGCUUACCUUUGGAGCCGAUAUAACCGGUCCUAAAGUAGUGUCUACUCCCUUCCAAAUUGGAUUAGCGGGAACACAACCCACAUUUUACAACCUUACUCUCAAUGGCAUUAGUGUCGGGGAUAUAAAUAACUCGGUCCAACUCAACUCGGGGUUGGGCAUAAUCAUCGACUCUGGUACCACUCUUACAAUGCUUCCAACUAAUACCUACACCAGUUUAAAGUAUUCUUUGAAAAGUGCCAUCGGACUUAACACGAUACCGAGCCCUUUGGAAGAUUAUGACCUCUGUUAUAAUACAAGCUCGACAUCAGGGCAGCAGUUUAGCCCUCCAGACGUGAUAUUCCUAUUUCAAGGGGCUGAAGUUGUGUUAAAGGCAUUCAAUACUUUUCGCGAAAUUGAGGAUGGUGUGAGUUGCUUGGCAAUGAUGGCUACCGAUGGUACUCCCAUAUUUGGGAACAUUGCUCAAGUUAAUUUCGAAAUUGGGUAUGAUUUAAAAGCUAAGCAAGUUUCUUUUGCUCCAACAGACUGUACUAAGUACUAACUAGAUCUCAUUCAUUUAUUUUAUAUGAGUAUGUUUUUAUAAUUUGCUUGAUCAUAAUUUUUCAUUCUUAAUUUAUUUUGCCCCUAAUAUUUAGCUAUUUAAUUGUGAUAAGUUUGUAUUAUUUGCUAUUUAUACUUGUAACUAUCGAGUUCCUGUAUCAAGAAGCUUUGCUCAAUAAAAUUGUACUUAUUUUUAUUUUUAUUUUAAUUUUUUUUUUUUUUUUUUGAACGGGCAAUAAAAUUGUACUUCGUAGUAUGUACUUUUGCCUUAUAUAUGUGCUGGUAGAAAAGUUUCUUAUGAAAAGUUUCUGUAUUAAGGCGAUUACCCUCUUAAGAGUCUUAACUCUUAAAUGCAAACUCUACGAUACUCAAGUGUUGUCAUUCUUGGCUAUUAAGUUUUUUGUUCGACAAGAAUUUUUUCCACAAUAAUUUUAACUAGAGAAAUGCUCUUAGUAGCUACGACAAUAUAUAUGUUAUAUAUUUAAUAUCAUGAGUAACAUUACAACUCCCUUAAUCCUUUUACAACAUUUGUCGUAUGCACAAUAUUAUAGCAAAUGUUCAUGGACUAUUAAGUCACAAAGUGCAUCAAUACAUUGAACUCUUGA